Lottia gigantea (owl limpet) is the source of this 426-nucleotide messenger RNA. RefSeq lists its product as hypothetical. The coding region runs from base 1 to 426 and encodes 141 amino acids. The record is from RefSeq and is a predicted model, not a curated record. The transcript has 5 exons. NCBI's taxonomy places the organism in Eukaryota, Metazoa, Mollusca, Gastropoda, Lottiidae.
AUGUCAGUUACUAUGAUUUUGCUCCAAACAAAUCAGAUACGAUGUUUAUGCUCUAAGCAUUUAAAGAAAAAUGCAGAUACAAUGAAUUCCAUAGUUAUAAAUUUUGGUGUUUUACUAAAAAAACACUCUUUUGUGAUAAUAGGGCCAGGGUGCUCAAUAGUGGCUUUUGCUAUUGAGUUAAUACACCAUAGUUGGGAUAUUAUUCCCAUGGAGGGUUUCAAGUAUAGUAGCUCGUCUUUAGCUACGGACAACUUGGUUAGAUAUGGUGUACAACCUAGGGUUUUGGAGAUAUUUGUUGACUUCUACCUAGUUGAUUUAGAAAAGGUGUGCGAGGUGUAUACAGAUAGAGCUUCAAUGUAUAUGAAUAAAGUGCUUAUGGUGUGGCAUGGAAGCUCCUCGUGUAAGUUUCAAAUUAUCAUAUUUUAG